Molecule: messenger RNA, 6027 nt
Organism: Neoarius graeffei (lesser salmon catfish)
Lineage: Eukaryota; Metazoa; Chordata; Actinopteri; Siluriformes; Ariidae
Gene: col18a1a
Product: collagen type XVIII alpha 1 chain a
Exons: 41
Coding region: 37-4788 (1583 amino acids)
Molecular function (GO): protein binding
Source: RefSeq, a predicted model, not a curated record
AGCAACAGCUCUGGUUGGCAUGCUGAUCUUAAUAACAUGACACAGUAUUCUCAUGAAUACUCUGUCUCAAACGAUUUACUAACCGUAGAAAGCGAUCGCUCUUUCUUUGCUAGGGAGACACAUGCCACUGAAUCCCCACGCUGUGUGUUGGUUGAGUCUGAUUUUCCAUUUUGCUAUGGUCUGAAUACCGGUAGUUUCACAGUACCCAACUUUCUUAACCAGAGCAGUGUGGAGGAUGUGCAGGCACUUCUGGGUGAGUGGGCUUUUCUCAUUCAGUCAGGCUGCCACCAUGCAGUGGAGUGGUUUUUCUGUUUGCUAGCAAUGCCACGCUGUGGGGUGCCAGGCCUACCCCCACAGAUGCCAUGCCGCAGCUUCUGCGAGCUCCUGAUCGACAGCUGCUGGACACUCCUGCAGGACAGACGCCUCCCAGUGGAAUGCAGCUCACUCCCUGAGGAGAGUGAUGAUGGCAGUCAGUGCUUGUCCGUUUGUACCCAGAAAGGGAGAGUUGUUUCGCUUUUACAGCUGAUUAGUUCCCCUCUUCCUGAAGGUGUCACCAGUAGUUAUGAAGCAGACCCUGGCUUUGUGCUCGAUCAGAACUCCAAGAUUAGUAUGCCGGCCCGCGUGCACCUGCCCCCAUCUUUUUACCGUGACUUUUCACUCCUGUUCAACCUGAAGCCCACUUCCACCAAAGCUGGAGUCAUCUUCUCAAUCACUGACACCAACCAGCAAAUCAUGUAUGUGGGGGUGAAGCUUACAGCCGUGAAGAACAGAAAGCAAGACAUUGUCCUGUUCUACACUGAGCCAGACUCCCAGGCAUCCUAUGAGGCUGCAAGAUUCACUGUUCCCUCCCUUGUCAACAACUGGACUCGUUUCUCUAUCAGCAUAUUGGAUGAUCAAGUCACGCUGUACCCCAGUUGUGACUCAGAGCCCCAGAUGCUUCACUUUGAGCGUUCUCCAGAUGAAAUGGAGCUGGAAACAGGAGCCGGAAUCUUUGUGGGUCAAGCUGGAAAAGCUGAUCAUGAUAAGUUUGUGGGUAUUAUUGGAGACCUAAAGGUGGUUGGAGACCCUCAUGCAGCUGAACAGUAUUGCGAGGAAGAAGAGGACGAUUCCGAUGGGGCCUCGGGUGAUUAUGGAAGUGGUGAUUAUGAAACCAAGCACACAGUCACGACCACAAGCCAACCUUCCAAUCCCCUACAGCAGCCGCCACUGAACCCGACUGUGGUAACAGUGAGCAAGGAUUUGUCUGAAGGCUCAGUUGAUGGCUAUGGAUGGAUUUCUGGCUCAUAUGCUGAUUCUCAUCGAACGUCUUCCUCGCAAGGUAAUUCUGGACGAUUGUCUGGAUCAUAUUACGAUUCUUCUGGCACGUAUGACAAUUCACACGGAAUAUUUGGCUCAUAUGAACCAGCAUCUGAGACACAUGGCGAUUCCCAGAGAACAUCUGUCUCAGGCGAUGGCACACGAACUUCAGUUUUGAGCCAAGAUAACAGGCGAAGCUUUGAACGAACUGCCGAUUCAGGGAGAACUUCAAACUCUCGGAGAGUAACAAGUUUGUCUGAUAUCUCGUAUGCUGCGAGUACUGGUGGCCAAGGACUUACUGGUGCUGAGAGAAGCAACGCUGUGGAGCUCAGGCCUGGGAUUUCCAGAUCCCAAGUGUUCACAGAAACAGGUGGAGCUCGGAGAGAAAAAGGUGAGAAAGGCGACAGAGGACCCAAAGGAGACCGUGGACCUGAGGGGCCCAAGGGAGAUGCAGGGUACAGGACCGGAUCUGGAGGCAGCACCAAGGGAGAGAAAGGCAGCCCAGGAGAGAAAGGAAUGAAGGGUGCUGCAGGAUUUGGCUAUCCUGGACCAAAGGGUGACCAAGGACCUCCUGGUCCUCAAGGUCGUCCUGGUCCUCCCGGUCCCAGUGUUGAUAUAGUGGAGAGAGGGGAUGCAGUAGUGCAACGUAUAACAGGACCAAGGGGACCUCCAGGACCUCCAGGGCCUCCUGGGCCUGAAGGAGAACAUGGUGACCCUGGUGAAGAUGGAAUUGCUGGACCACGUGGACCACCUGGUUUCCCAGGAACCCCUGGAGAUCCUGGAGCUAAAGGAGAAAAAGGUGACAAGGGUGAAGGUUAUCCCGGACCGAGAGGACCCCCAGGACCUCCGGGACCUCCAGGACCCCCCUCUCGCUCAGACAGGCCUACAUUUGUGGACAUGGAGGGUUCUGGCUUUGGUGAUCUAGAGGAUGUGCGGGGCUUGCCUGGUCCUCCUGGCCCACCCGGCCCACCCGGCCCCCCAGGACCUGCAGGCCCUACUAGUGCCUCACACGUUGCUGUUUCUGGUGUAUCUGGACCUUCAGGUCCACCUGGAAAGGACGGCAUUCCAGGACAACCGGGACUUCCAGGUCUCCCGGGUCCUACCGGAAAGCCCGGCCUGCCUGGCCCUAAAGGAGAGAAGGGUGAUACCGGCGAGCUCGGCUUACCUGGAGCUGUGGGAGAAAAGGGUGCACAGGGGCCUCCCGGUCCACCAGGACUACCCGGACAGUCUGGUCUCGCUGGCCUUCCAGGACCAAUGGGACCCGUGGGACCACCUGGACCUCCAGGGCCAAGAUACCCUGCUGGAUUUGACGACAUGGAGGUUUCAGGUUCUUUCAGUGGCGUGCCUGGAGUCAGAGGACCAGAAGGCGUACGGGGUCCACCUGGUCUGCCGGGUCAGCCUGGUAUACCUGGGGAGAAAGGAGAGAAAGGCAACCAGGGACUUCCAGGGCCAGUUGGUCGUUCUGGACUUGAUGGCUUUCCUGGACCACCGGGACCACAGGGAGAGGUUGGAUUGAAAGGAGCGAGAGGUGAUCCAGGUCGUGAUGGUGUUGGCCUUCCAGGACCCCCUGGACCUCCAGGACAAAUUAUCUAUCGGUCUACAGAUGGUCUAUCAGCUGAUACUGUAUUUGAAAGACAACUGGGCCCCAUGGGACCGAAGGGCGAGAGAGGAGACCCAGGUACUCCAGGACAUGGCAUUAAGGGUGAGAAAGGAGAACCUGGUGUGGUUAUUGGACCUGAUGGAAGCCCUCUAUUUCUUAGUUCAACAGUUGGUCAAAAGGGGGAUCGUGGACUUCCUGGACCUGUUGGACCGACUGGAGCAUAUGGUCCUCCUGGCAUGAAGGGUGAGAUCGGGAUGCCAGGCAGGCCUGGUCGGUCAGGUAUAGUCGGAAGUAAAGGAGAAAAAGGAGAGCCAGGCUCUGGUUCAGGAUACAGUUAUCCUGGCCCACCUGGGCCUCCAGGUCCUCCAGGUCCCCCUGGAACCCCAGCAUAUCCUCUAGCUGUGGACAGAUUUGGUAGAUAUGACGAUUCUGCAAGAGUGUAUCCAGGUAUGAAAGGAGAGAAGGGAGACCGUGGGGCCCCUGGUACUCCUGGUGUGUCAGGCAGCUUUGAUAUUUACACUCUGAAGACAGAGCUGAAGGGAGAGCGUGGAGACCCCGGACUGAAAGGAGAGAAGGGCGAGCCGGGCGGACACUACGGUUCUCACUACGGAGGUGUGCAGGGACCACCAGGACUUCCUGGUCCUAAAGGAGAUUCUAUCCCUGGUCCUCCUGGUCCACAGGGUCCACCAGGACCUCCUGGUGUUGGUUAUGAAGGCCGUCCAGGAAAUCCAGGACCACCAGGACCUCCCGGGCCACCUGGUUCACCCUCGUUACCUGGCGCUCACAGGCCGAUCAGCAUCCCUGGCCCUCCAGGUCCUCCUGGCCAACCUGGGUUGCCUGGCCAGAAUGCUGGAGUGACAGUACUGAGAACAUUUGACUUAAUGCUCGCAGCGGCACAGAGACAACCAGAGGGUGCUCUCAUCUACGUAACAGACAAAAGCGAUCUCUAUGUCAGAGUGCGUGAUGGUGUCAGACAAGUCAUGCUUGGGAAUUAUAACCCCUUUUACAGAGAUUCAAACAACGAGGUGGCAGCAGUACAGCCUCCCCCAGUAGUGCACUACUCUCAAAGCCAUUCAGCAAAUAAUGGAGCAGGGCACUACGCCCAUGCUGUUGACACUCCAGUCCAGCAACCAGAAAGCCACGUGAGCGAGCAUUCUCAGUCAGGCACUGAUCGACGUUACAGCACACACUACUCCCCUCACCCGGACACCAGGUACCCACCUCAACCAGACCACAAAUAUACGUCCCACACUGAUCAGCACUACGUCCCUGUACAGCCAGAGAGGCACCACAGCACCCCGAUCCUCAGACCCAGCACACCCAUCCAUCAACCUGAGAGUCAUGUACACACAUCAGGACCAGGGCUGCAUCUGAUCGCCCUGAACAGCCCUCAGGUGGGGAACAUGAGAGGCAUCCGUGGCGCAGACUUCCUGUGCUUCCAGCAGGCCCGUGCUGCAGGCCUGAAGGGAACAUUCAGGGCUUUCCUGUCCUCCAAACUGCAGGAUCUCUACAGCAUCGUUCGCAAAUCUGACAGAAACACACUGGCUAUUGUCAACCUUAAGGACCAAGUGCUGUUCAGGAGCUGGGAAUCGGUGUUCGGUGAUUCAGAGGGCAGGCUGAAGACCAACGUGCCCUUAUAUUCAUUUGAUGGCAGAGAUAUCCUCAGGGACAGUGCUUGGCCAGAGAAGAUGAUCUGGCAUGGCUCCAGUGCCGAGGGUCACCGUCAAUUGGAUAACUACUGUGAGACGUGGAGGACGUCGGAUCACGCCGUGAUGGGUCUGGCCUCAUCUCUGCAGGCUGGCCAGCUCCUACAGCAGAAACCCAGCAGCUGCUCCAACAACUUCAUAGUGCUGUGUAUCGAGAACAGCUACAUCACACAGUCUAAGAAAUAAAUGAUCUGUUAGUCCAAUAGAGUGCAGACCACAUUAGGUUAACUGUCUGGGAAGAUUUUUUUUUUUUCCACCCUGUUUAUAACGUAAAAACCAAAAAGAAAAUAAAUUAAAAACAAACAAACAGGGACUGGGUCUGUAUAGCAGAGAGGCUACCCGUUGUCCUCUGGUUCUUUUUAUAAUGCCAACAUGACAGGCUGUUGGCGCUGUCUCUCGGCAUUGGCACAUAUUUUCCAGGAGGGGUUUGAACCAGAGAGGACCGAAAAUGCAGAGAGGCAUGGUUUUCAAUUGUAUUUUCCAUAUAAAAUUGUAUAUGAAAUGUUUGUCAUUCCUGUUGGUUUUUAUGUUUCUUUAUAAAAAUGUCUUAAGUGGUAUAUUUAACCAGUUUUAGCUACGUAUUUUUGUAUAACUUUGUUUUCGUUUAUUGCUUCCGUUUUCAUUCAAGGAUAUUUUUAUUUUAUUUUAUUUUUUAUUUUUUGAAAAUUAAGGGUCAGACACGUCCAAAACCGUUUUAGAUUUAAGCCACAAACAGAGUAAAUAUUUAUUUUGCGCUUAAAACAAAGCAAAAAACACCCUAAAUGAUGAAUUUGAAACUGAAUAUUGUUUUCUUCUAUUUUAGCUCGCGCCUUUUGCUGGAUUUGUUUUCCAUAUCCACAGGCAAAAGUGUGAACCUAACAUAGGCUUUUCUUAAACCAUGACCACAAAAGAAUACUUUUGGGCUCCCUUGAAUAUUUCAGUAUUUAUCCCCUGAAUCAUAAGCUACAUACGGUUGUCACUUGUCGGCUAUGAGAUCAAACGUAUAUGAAAGAUGAUCAGUGGAAAAUGAAUAUGGACUUUAUUCUCUGUGUUAUUGUUUUUGUUCCUUCCAAAUCACUUCUACAGGAAAUGGAAAAAAAAAAAAAAACAGUUUCCGGUAUAUUUCAAAGAGCAGUACAUGUGCUAAAAGGUGCUUUUAAUUGAAAAUCAGUCCUAUUUCUGCAAUACAGUCGUUCACCGACAAGUGGGAAACUAAUUCACUUGCUGCUUUGUUUAAAUUACAUGUGUACGUUCAGUACAGAGAGUAAUUUACGAAACGACAUGCAUUUAUAAUACAUCUGUGUGAAAUCUCAAAUGCUAACUCUGCUGUAGAGGUGGUGAUAGAAGUAUGGCCCUGUGGAACUCACAUCCUUUUUGUAACUGUUAUGUGCUUUAGCAUUUUUACAUGGCACUGAAUAAAUGAUUUUUCACCAUUCACCUGAAAAA